Rubroshorea leprosula is the source of this 985-nucleotide messenger RNA. The record is from the annotation of a GenBank genome assembly. NCBI's taxonomy places the organism in Eukaryota, Viridiplantae, Streptophyta, Magnoliopsida, Malvales, Dipterocarpaceae.
AUGGCGAUCUAUGAUUUGGCGCGUUGUUGUCUUAGGGUUUAGGUCAUGAUGUCGAAGCGGAUCUUGAAGGAGCUCAAGGAUCUCCAGAAAGAUCCUCCAACCUCUUGCAGUGCAGGUUCAAUUCAAUUUCAAUCACUCUUUUAUGUUCGAUUUUGCGUUUACGCCUGCUGGAUUCAUUGCUCUGUUUUUUUUUUUCCUCUCUCUCUCUCUUUCUUUCAAGUAUUAGUGUGGCGAUUUGUUUGUGUUUGAAUUUUAUGAGAAAAUAGUCUUUAAUUUCAUUCAUAACGAGUUUUUGAAUACUUUAAUGUCGAUGGUGAUGUAUUGGAGGAGUGCUAAGCUUUAAGCAGGACGAGCUUUUGGUUCCUUCUUUUCAAUUGAAGGCUGAGACCUGAGAGUCAAUGGAAAAUGAUGUUUCUUCUCAAUUUUCGUUUCUUUUUGAGGUUUCUUAUAGUGAUUAUGAGCUAAGUCAAGUUAUUUUAGAAAAUUAGGAGUUAAAUUAACUCCGAGAUUUUGAUUUUUUUUUUAUUAUUAUUUUGAGACGAGGAAGAAGUUAUACUUCCAAUUGUAAAUUUCUAUUGUUUUGUUAUUUUCCUGGACAAGUUUAGAGUUUCUGGUUGGUGAUUAUUUUUAGAUUCUUGGUUUAGGACUAUUAGAUUUCAGUUUUGUUGAGGAUUCUAUUUGAAAUCUCUACUUCUUCCCAAAAUUUGUAGAAUCUAGCACAAAGGUAAGUUCAAACUCUCCCCUUCUUCCCCACAAUUGGCACAAUCUCUAUAAAUUUCAGUUGUAUAUUACAGAGCUUAUAAAUUUGUUGGUUGUGGACUUCUUUUAUCUUUUAGUUAUUGAGAUUAGGGUUUGUGGUUUUAUUUUUUAUUCCACUUUUAAGUAUAUUCCUGUUGUUUUUUAGCAUGCAUCUAUGUUGGAUAGAGUAUGGAUUUUUCCAAUGUUUGGAUGAUUGGUAAAUUGGUAGACCAGGAUAAUUUUUUUC